Cotesia congregata is the source of this 5271-nucleotide messenger RNA. Lineage: Eukaryota; Metazoa; Arthropoda; Insecta; Hymenoptera; Braconidae. The record is from the annotation of a GenBank genome assembly.
GUCAUAAUAGUUGAAUUUUGUUAUUUGUUGAUUAAAAUAAUUGUUGUAAUUAUGAUUUUAAAGUAUAUAGGUUGUGUGUUAGCUGCUAAUGAUGGUGAAAAUCGUGUUGUCAGUAUCGCUUGGUCACCAAAUAAUUUAAAAUUAGCAGUUGCUUUAGCAGAUAGAUCAAUUUAUCUUUUUGAUGAAGCAGGAGUUAAGAAAGAUCGUUUUUCUACGAAGCCAGUUGAUGCUAAGUAUGGAAAAAAAAGUUAUGUUAUAAAAGCAAUUUCAUUUUCUCCGGAUUCAACAAAAAUAGCUGUUGGACAAACAGAUAAUAUUGUUUAUGUUUAUAAAAUCGGUGAAGAUUGGGGCGAAAAAAAAGUUAUUUGCAAUAAAUUUGGACAAAGCUCAUCAGUAACAUGUAUGAUUUGGCCAUCAGAGGGUCCAAUAAUUGUUGGUUUAAACGAUGGAAAAGUUCGUGUUGCAAUUUUAAAAGCCCACAAAGCACAAACACUUUAUACAGCUGAUGCUAUGACACUAGCAUUAGCAGCCAAUGAAAGAAAAACUGCAUUUAUAUCCAGUCAUGCUGAUGGUAGUAUUAUAAAAUACCAUUUAAAGAACGAUGGUCACACUGAACCUUCAGGUAGAAUAUUAACUCAUGGAGUACCUGCAUACGCUUUGGCUUGGCCUCAUGAUCACAUUUGUGCUGGAGGCAGUGACAAAAAAUUGACGUUCUACGAUUCUCAUGGCAAAGUAAUAAAAACUCUUGAUUAUUCACGUGAUAAUACUGAUAAAGAGAUCACAGUAGCAUGUUCCAGUCCAAGUGGACAAAGUAUUGCCAUUGGUUCGUGGAAUAGAAUUAGAAUAAUUGAUUGGAGUCCACGUCGUGCUGUUUGGGAAGAAACAAUCAGCCGCGUAUUGCCAAAUUUUUACACAGUUACAGCUUUGGCAUGGAGAAGAGAUGGCUCACGACUAGUUAUUGGAGGUCUUUGUGGUGCUGUUGAACAAUUUGAGACUGUUCUGAAACGAGCAAUGGUACGAGGAAGUCACGAAGUUGCAUACGUAGGUCCUAGUCAAGUUGUCGUCAGGUCUCUCAGUGGUUCAAAUCGUCCUGUUAGCAUAAAGUCUUACACUGGGAGCGAAAUUGAAGAUGUUAGAGUACUAGGUCGCAAAGACAAUCAUAUUAUAGCUCGUACAAGCUCAACUUUACUUAUAAGUGAUAUCCAAUUGAAUUUACUGAGUGAAAUACAAUGGGAAGAUAAAUCAAACAGUGAAAAAUUUUUCUUCGAGUAUCCUGGAGUUUGUUUGAUAUUUUCAUCCGGAGAAUUGACCAUCGUUGAGUAUGGAAAGAAUGAAAUACUUGGCUCGGUAAGAACAGAAGCUGUUAAUCCACAUGUUGUAAGUGUGCGCAUAAAUGAACGUCAGGUUCCAGGUAUGCCUGACAAUAAACGUCUAGCUUAUUUACUAGACUCAAGGACGGUAAGAAUUGUUGAUUUGAUAAGCGGAUCAACGAUAAGUAUUAUUGGGCAUGAUGCACGGGUAGAUUGGUUGGAAUUAAGCGAAACUGGUCACAGAUUAUUAUCGCGUGAUAAAAAAGCUCGACUGUGGUUAUGCGACGACAAAGCCAGCAGAAUAUUGCUGUUAACUGGUACAGGUUUUGCUUCAUGGGUGCCCGGGAGUGAUGUAGCUGUUGCUCAGACCGGAGAUAAACUUGCAGUUUGGUACAAUGUCGAUGCACCUGAAGCUUCAACGCUUAUUUCUAUACGUGGUGAUGCUGUUGACAUUGAACGAGAUGACGGUAAAACAUCAGUUAUUGUUGAAGAGGCUGGUUCUCGUUUAAAUUAUCCGUUGGAUGAGGGAUUGAUUGAAUUUGGUACAGCUUUGCAUGACAAUGAUUUUGGGAGAGUUAUUUUAUUUCUUGAAGAUUUGGGUGAUCGUCCAGAAGCAGAAGCUAUGUGGGAAAAUGUAGCACGCAAUGCUAUGACUGAAAAAAAAUUAUUAAUCGCCGCUAGAUGCUACUCGGCACUUGGAGACGUUGCUUAUUCAAGUUUUCUCAAAGAUAUUGUCAGAAUUGGUGAAGAGUAUGCCCAAGAAACAGGUAAUGAUCCUUUGACUAGCCCUGAAUGUUGGGCAAAAUUAGCUAUUUUAAAUGGUGAGUUAAAAACAGCAGAGGCUAUUUAUCUUGAACAAAAUGAACUGGAUAAAGCAUUGGAGAUGUAUCAAAAAUAUUGGCACUGGGAGGAAGCCUUGGAUUUAGCGGAAAAUCGUGACUGGAUUGGAUUAAAAAAUCUAAAGGAUAAACAUUUAGCUUGGUUACUGAACAGUGGACAGGCAGCUCGAGCAGCGGCGAUUAUCGAGUCAGAGGAUCCUCGUCGUGCUGUUAAACUUUUCUUAGAUGCAGGUCGUGCUGGUCGAGCCGGGCGUCUUCUUUUGUCAGACGAAUCUCUGUUAGAAGACUCUAAAAUUACUGGUGAAGUUGUAAAAGCGCUUAAAUCAUCAGAUCUUAUGGAAUUAGCUGGAGAAAUUUUAGAAAAAACCAAUGAUACUUCUGGUGCGAUAAAAUGUUAUCAAGACGCUGGAAUUUUUGCCCGAGCUCUAGAUUUAGCAAGAUCUGUUGAGCCAAAUUCAGUUGUGAGUAUUGAAAAAGAUUGGGGUUAUAAUUUAGCAACCGCUGGACAUCAUGAUGCUGCUAUAAAUCAUUUUAUAGAAGCUGGUGAAAUAGCGAUGGCUUUGAAUUCUGCGAUAAAUGCUCGUCAGUGGCGUAAAGCUCUUCAAAUAGUUCAGGUGAUUGACAGCGAGGAUCCAGCUAUUCAAGAAAAAUGUUAUAAGCUUGGAGAAUACUGUGCCUCAAAUGGUGAUACUAAUUUAGCUGAAAAUUUAUUUUUACGAGCCAAACAUCCGAAACGUGCAAUUGAAAUUCAUAUUAAAACAAACAACUGGUCGCGAGCUUACGAAGUUGCAAUGGAACAUAUGGAGUCCACUGAAGCAGUUAAAGUUUUAAUAGAACACGCUGAAAAAUUACAAGAGGCUGGGAAUUUCCGUUAUGCUGAAGCUUUAUUUGUUGCUAUAGGUGAGUAUGAUGCAGCUAUCGCAAUGUAUCGUCGUGCUGGUCAUCGGCAUGAUAUGAUUAGGUUGGUCGCUGAGUAUCGUCCAGAUUUAUUAAAAACUACUCAUGCGUACUUGGCACGAGAACUGACGGCAGCUGGUAAAGCACGUGAAGCUGAAGAGCAUUUCAUUGGGGCUGAAGAUUGGAGAGGUGCUGUGGCCGCUUACAAGGCCAAUAAUUUAUGGGAAGAUGCCUUGAGAGUUGCUAAACAGGAAUCUGGUGAUACGGCUGCUCAACAAGUUGCAUUAAUGUGGGCACGGACUCUUGCACCAGAAUUGGGCGCUCGAUUAUUAAUACGGCUUAAUUAUUUUGAUCCUUGUCUCCUGAUGGCUUGUGAAGCUAAUUUAUUCGAUUGGGCACUCGAUGCUGUAAGAUAUGGAACUCCAGAGCAGCAACAAGAGGUCCACUAUAAAUAUGCAAUGACGCUGGAGGAUGAAGGUAAAUUUGCUGAAGCAGAAAAAGAAUUCAUUCGAGCCGGUAAAGCUACUGAAGCUGUACAAAUGUAUAUUCAUACAAGAGACUGGGACGCUGCUGAAGAAGUCGCGCAGUCAGUCAGUCAAGAAGCCAUGGCACAGGUACUUGUUGCCAGAGCUGCUGAGGCUGUUGAUAAUAAAGAUUAUGCAUUUGCUGAGUCACUUUUGCUUCGAGCUCAUAAGCCAGAGAUCAUUAUUGAUCAUUACAAAUUAGCAGGAAUGUGGUCUGAAGCGAUGCGAGUUUGCCGAGAGUAUCUUCCAAGCCACGAGGCAGCUCUACGCCGAGAAUUAACGCACAGAAGUUCCGGAAUCGAUGGAACAAAUAGUCUAGAUGAAGCAAGACGUUGGUUAGAAACUGGCGAAGUUCGUACUGCGUUAGAUAUUUUAAUUCUCGAUUCAUCACGACCAGCACUGAUUCAGGCAGCGGAAAUUUUAUUGAAUCAAGCAGAUCCCGAAAUGGUUCUUCAAGUUGGCGGUGAAUUAGGUUCUAAGUUAGUUGUAACAGGAGAACAUGCUCUCGCAGCUCAGGUUUUCCUUCAAGCAGACAAAAUAAAAGAAGCUAUCAAUGCACUAGUAUCAGUUGGAGAUUGGAUGAGAGCUCGACGUAUUGUUCAUGAGCUUGCACCUGAUCUAGAGUCUUACUUGGACGAUAAAUAUCGUGAAAGUGCUCGAGAUAGUGUUCUUUCUGACAACGACCAAGGACGAAGCGAACGUGAUGGUGAUAAGUCUUUAGAAAAUUUAGCUCGUAAAGGACAGUGGAUACAAGUUUUCGAAAUAGCUAGCUCACUAAACUCUGAAGUUUUGCAUAAAUAUCUGGCACAACGUGCUGCCCAAUUACUGAAGUCUGGAACACCAGAACCAGCUUUACAAUUAUAUUCACAGUAUGGAGCACCUCCUAUUGCUCAAUAUCACAAUCUUUACUAUCGUCUGGCUGAAAUGAUUUUAAAUUUGUAUCAAGGAUCACCUGAAUCACGAUACACACGAUUAUCACAAUUACGAACUUUUCUUCUAGGUCUUACAAAACAAAUUGAAGGAUCUUCAGCUAGUGAAGAUAAAUUUGGAAGACUGCUACAAGCCACUCAUUAUUCAGCUGUCAAAUGCGCCUGUCAACUAUUUCCUAAUCUUGCUAAUCUUGUUACUAAGACAUCAGUUUCUCUUUUGAGAUACAGCGACGUGUUAUUAGUUGACCGCUGUUACUAUGAGGCAGGAACUCAACUGCGCAAAUCUGGAUCACACAGCGAGGCUUUUGUCUUUCUUAAUCAUUUUUUGGAUCUUGAAGAAUGCAUCGAAGAGGGCGAUGGCAGUACUCUAGACGUCGAUGAUCUACGAAUCACAGACUUUCCACUAGAAGUUCCACGUCCUGGAACACUCAGUUUAACUCAAGAAGAGCGAGAAGAUGUACGCGAAUGGGUACUGGCUGUGUCAAUGGAUCAAAAGGUCGAACAAGGUUUGCCUGUUGAUCAGCGAGGCGUCUACAUUGGAUCUCUCACCUGUCCAACAAAUGGUUCAGCUGCUUUACAACCUUGUGCUUUAACUGGUUAUCCAAUACGUUCAUCGGUUGUUAGAUUUGAGGGAAGCAAUCGUGUCGUUGAUCGAGACGAUUGGAAUAAACUUAUAAAUGCUUCUCGACAAGCUCCUUCUGAAUCACCACUCAAUGAUGUUGUUGCCUUUAUACAAGAAUGGUGUGGUUCGUUACCUAGUUUUACUUUUUGA